CAGGUAUAUCAAUUUAUCUAUUAGUAAUUUAAGAAAUUUUUUGUACUUGUUUUUUUUUUAUUAGUGCUUGCUUGUUUGAUGAUCUUUUAAAAACAAGAAAAGGUCAAACUAAUAUAAUAAAAAAAUCUGUAAAACAUAAUAAUCAACAAAGGAUUCCACCUUCAUAAAAAACUUUUGUAAAAAAGAGUAAUUUAAACUACUCAAACCCACCACCCUACUCUUUCUCAGCAGCGCGAGCUUUUCGCAUACCAAAAACUAAAACUUUUUUUCAUUUUCUUUCCCCUUCUAGCUACGCAUAAAAAUCCCGCUUUUAUGAAAAAGAAAUCUAAGAGAUAGUCUCCAAGUGAGUCUUAUUUGAAUGUUUUAGACACAAUCAAUAAUGGGAAUAACUAAGAUUCACGAGUUUAUCCCUCGUUCCUCUACUAAAAUCCUUCAUUUUCAAUUAGUUUAUUGCAGCAAUUUGAAACAAGAGAUGUUUCAAAGCCGUACAAGAAAUCUAAGAAAAAUAAUCAGCAGGAGGAGGAGGACAAACAACUCAGUUGUGGGAGACAUAAAACCAGCUGCGAUAUUCAGAAAUUUAAUUAAUUGAAAAAAAAUAACAAUUAUAUUUAGAAUAUCGAAUGCAAAUCUUAGAAUUCAAGUAGUUAUGUGAAUAAAAAAAAUAUUACUGCUACUAAAAAUAAUAAAACGAUUACUGAUGUGAGUAACAUCGCUACUAUUGAAAAUAGCUAAAAUAACAACAAUAAUUCAAUAAAUAUUACAAAUAAUAUUAAUUCUAUUACAAAUAACAAUAACUACAUUCACUUCAAUUAUUCUUCUCUCUCUAAUUAAAAUUUCAUUAAUUUCUCUAAUAAUAGCCAUGAGUUUAUCAUUCCUUAAUCAUACGCUGAUAUUCCAAAUUCUUUAAAUCUUAAUUACGAUCAUAUAAAUUCAUACAUUGAAUACCCUUCCUAAAACACCAAUAAAUCUCUCCAUUUUUCCUUUGAAAAAAGUAAGAUGAUUGGCAGGACUAAUUCUUCUUAUGUUUAUUCUCUGCAUGAUGAAAACAAUUAAGUUCUUCAUCGUGCUUUAAAAUUAUAACUACAUCCCAAAUUAAAAUAAACUAACCAAAUUAAUUAAAUUGGUUAGGAUCAAAAUUCCUCUAUCAUUUCUCACAAUCACAAAUGUGAUUAAUUUGUUUAAAAAUGUAUGUGUGAAAUGCUAAAAGAUGAAUGGAAUGUCCUAUAAAAAAUGGAUCAUCCUCAUAUCCUCAAGGCUUUCUAACUAUAUGAGAACAUUGAAAUCGAGCCUAACAGCUUUUGCUGUGCAAUCGAAAUGGAAUUAGCCGAAUGCAAUCUCCAUUAACUAUUAGCUAAAGUUUCUUAGCACAAACAGUUCUGCUUGUCAUUCGCCAAAAGAAUACUUUUAGAAGUCACAUCGGCCCUCAAUUAUCUCCAUAACAACUCCAACUACACCCACAACGAUAUCAAAGCAGAUAAUGUUUUCAUAUUCUGUGACGACACAACUGGUUAAUAUUUUACAAAGCUUGCCGAUCUCGGAACAGCAAGAGAGUAUUCCAAUGAAAAUCACAAUAGCUCAACAUUAUUUUAAAACUGGAAAAUUCGUAACCCCGAUUACCAGCCCCCAGAGAUCAUAACCUUUCUCAACGAAGCCAAAAACAAAGAACAAAUUGAUAAUGUUCUUGGAUUUGAUGAGAAAAAAGCUGACAUAUUUAAUUUAGGCACACUCUUCUUUGCCGUUUUAUUCUAACUUCGUCCUUUCAGCUGCAGAGGAGCUACUCAAAACGACCCUCUUUACAAACUCAUCUUCGAAAAAAGGUACCAAGAAUUCUGGAGCUAAGAAAAAUUCUAAAGAAUGCUGAACCAUUGGGCAACUGAGUAAAACGAACAAGAUAUGUAUUUAAUGAUAUAACUCAUCACCAAUAUGAUCUAGUAAGACCCUUCUUAAAGACCAACAAUUUAAGAAGUCCUUCAAAAUCCUUGGUUUUCUUAAGACAAAUCUUUGCAACAAAAAAUCUGA
This is a messenger RNA of Tetrahymena thermophila SB210, 2019 nucleotides long. Its product is annotated as Serine/Threonine kinase domain protein. The record is from RefSeq and is a predicted model, not a curated record. Gene Ontology annotation, biological process: protein phosphorylation; mitotic DNA damage checkpoint signaling. Gene Ontology annotation, cellular component: nucleus; cytoplasm. Lineage: Eukaryota; Ciliophora; Oligohymenophorea; Hymenostomatida; Tetrahymenidae. The transcript has a single exon. Gene Ontology annotation, molecular function: protein serine/threonine kinase activity; ATP binding.